CUUCCCUGUUUUUUUGUCUUCCCAAUUCGAAUAAUGAAAUUGCACUAGAGUGGCUCAACCAUUAUAUAUAGUGCAUUACUCAAAAGAGCUGGCUAGUUUGUUUCUACCUCACUUCUCCUUCCAUUUUAUUCUUUCCAACAGUGUCUAUAGACAGUGUUUCUCCAUGGAUUCACAGACUAAACUCUCUUCUUCUACUACACCCCAACACAAAGGCAACCUUAUUGACAUAACCAAACAAUUCGUUUGGCCCGAGGAAGAUUUAGCACGCGCCGAAGACGACCUUAACGAGCCGUUAAUCGACCUAGAGAGCUACUUCAGCGGCGGCGAUCGGGCGAAAACCGCCACCGAGAUGGUUCGAGCGGCUUGCGUGAGCCACGGGUUGUUCCAAGUGGUCAACCAUGGCGUUGACAUUGAGCUCAUUCGUGCGGCCCGCGAUUGUGCAGUGGCCUUCUUUGAGCUGCCCGUUGCUGAAAAAGCUAAGGCCGAGAGGAAAGCGGGCAGCACUUCCGGCUAUUCGAGUGCCCUUGCCGAACGCUUCACUUCGAAGCUGCCGUGGAAGGAGACGUUGACGGUGGGGUUCCAUGAGAGAUGCUGCGGUCCGGUCGAGUUCUUCAGAUCUUCAUUGGGAACGAGUGAUGAGCAUAUAGGGUUGGUGUUCCAGAAAUAUUGUGAGGCAAUGAAGGAGUUGUCGAUGAUAAUAAUCGAGAUAUUGGGGACCAGUCUGGGUGUGAAUCCAUCAUACUACAAGGACUAUUUUGAGGAGGGAUUUUCCACAAUGAGAUGCAACUUCUAUCCACCUUGCCAAAAACCAGAGCUAACCCUAGGGACAGGUCCUCAUCGUGACACAAACUCCAUUACAAUACUUCAUCAACACCAUGUUGCAGGUCUUCAAGUGUUUGCGGACACCAAAUGGAAGCUUGUGAGGCCUAGAAAUGAUGCACUCGUAAUUGCCAUUGGUGACACCUUCCAGGCAUUCACAAACAAUAUAUUUAAGAGUUGUCUGCAUCGGGCAGUGGUGAACAAUCACCAAAACAGAUUAACCCUUGCAUUCUUUGUGUCCCCUAAAGAAGAUAAAGUUAUAGUAGCACCUGAAGAUCUUAUUACAAGUGAGAAGCCGAGAUUGUACCCGAACUUCAUGUGGUCAGAUAUGCUCCUUUUCAUCCAAAACCAUUACAGAGCUGAUGGGGAAACCCUCCAUAACUUCUGCAAAUGGUUCCAAUCUACAUAAAUACUAUAUAUGUACUUUGCUACAUAUGCUUAGUUUCACCUGUUGGCAAAUAAUCAACUAUUCUUGAAUUUCCUUUAUUUUACCUUGACUUUUUGUACUUUAGCUAUAUGGUUUGGUUUCAAUAAAAAAUGAUGUUCACGUGGAAAUUGCGAAUGACUACACUUAUUGUCAUGAACCGUGCAUAAUUACCUUUAAACAAUGUUCUUUAUUAAAUAACGGUUUUU
Molecule: messenger RNA, 1452 nt
Organism: Cuscuta epithymum
Lineage: Eukaryota; Viridiplantae; Streptophyta; Magnoliopsida; Solanales; Convolvulaceae
Source: the annotation of a GenBank genome assembly